Symbiodinium sp. CCMP2456 is the source of this 2835-nucleotide messenger RNA. The record is from the annotation of a GenBank genome assembly. Lineage: Eukaryota; Dinophyceae; Suessiales; Symbiodiniaceae.
AUGGGUGUGAGGUUGCUGGCGAUGAUCUGCAUGGCCAAAGCAGCAGCAGGAGAGGUUGCUCAGGUGGCUUCUGGAUCAGUGGGAGAUCACACAUGUGUGCGAGGCUCGACUGGUUAUGCCAAGUGUUGGGGUUACAACAAUAUUGGCCAGUUGGGCCUGGGCACCACGGACAACAUGGGCGAUGGCAGCAACGAGAUGGGGGACCACCUCCCUGUAGUGGCACUCGGCGCGGGACGCACAGUAGUCGAAGUGGCUACCGGUGUAUAUCACACGUGCGCCAGGCUGGACGACGGUUCUGUCAAGUGCUGGGGUUACGGCGACACUGGCCGGUUGGGCCAGGGCAACGAGGAAAAAAGGGGCGAUGGAAGCAACGAGAUGGGGGACCACCUCCCUGCCGUGGCACUCGGCGCGGGACGCACAGCAGUCGAAGUAAUUGCCGGUGACGCUCACACAUGUGCCAGGCUGGACGACGGCUCUGUCAAGUGUUGGGGUCGCAACCACGAAGGCCAGUUGGGCCUGGGCACCACGGACGACAUGGGCGAUGGCAGCAACGAGCUGGACGACGGAUCUGUCAAGUGCUGGGGUUACAACCUCUAUGGCCAGCUGGACGACGGUUCUGUCAAGUGUUGGGGUCGCAACGUCUAUGGCCAGCUGGACGACGGAUCUGUCAAGUGCUGGGGUUACAACGUCUAUGGCCAGUUGGGCCUGGGCUCCACGAACAACAUGGGCGAUGGAAGCAACGAGAUGGGGGACGAGCUGCCUGCAAUUGACAUCACCUUCCCAACCACAACCACAACCACAAGCUCCAUCGCAACCUCCACAGUCGCAACCGAGGAAGCAAGAGAGGAGCAGCGGAAAGAGGACGCCAAAGCGGCCGUGAAGGAGGUCGAGUCAGCAACACAGGAUGCGAUGGCAAGCCUUCUGAGCAGCAUCAAUGGCACCUCAGACAACGCCAGCGCAGGUGUACUGGGCGAUGUGUCCAUUUCGACAGAUGCUGGAGAUGUCAAGGUCGUGGUCUAUGACCCCCAAGCCUUGGCUGGAAAACCUGCGGAAGUCAGCGUGGACAACACAGCAGUCGCCGCCGAGGUCCCUGCGGAUGUGCUGAAGCAGGCCCAGGCCGAGGUAGGAGGAGAUGGCCUGCUCGUGCUGAGCGUCAUGGUCAUGAGCGAGGACCUGGCGGAGAAGUUCAGCACACCUCCUUUGGUCGAGCCACAAGGCCCCGUGACGAAAUUGCUGUCCAAGCCCUUGGUGAUCAACAUCCGCGACGAGAACGGAACCAUCAUUGAGAUAGGCCCGCUGAAGAAUCCGAUGACGAUUCAGAUGGAGGUCAACUUGACUGUCAAGGAGAGGAGGUUGGACCAGGCAACAACCCAGAGUGCCCGGGCACGAUGUGCCUAUUGGGAUGAGGAGAGAGCAGCUUGGGAGACGAAGGGCAUGGAACGCAUCGAAGACGAGGAAGCUCAGCCUGGCUUGGUGCGGUGCAAGACGAAACGAAUGGCCAUCUUUAGUGUCGUGGUGGAGGAGCUCCAAAACACCGUGAAGUGCAGCACCCUUGGGCUUCUGCUGUCCGGAGACGCGCUCGCGAACCUGUCCAGGACGGACUGGCUGCUGCAGAUGCCCACGGUCGUGGUGAUGUGUUUUCUAUUCAUGUCCGGCCUGACACUCUGCUACGCCCAUUGGAAAGAUAGUCAGGCAGAGAAGGAGCUAUCAACAGCGAGGCGUGAAACCGUGCUGCAGGCGGAGCAGGAACAAAGACCUCCAUUCUGCCGCCGACUGGCAGGGAAAGUUUGGCAGGUGGUGGAGGGCUGCGUUGGAGCGAUGACAAGUCUCACCAAGCCUGAGACCCAGAUUAACAAGUGCAUCCGAGAGGUGCUCGCAUACAGGACAGGCUUGGACUCCCAGAGCAUCAAACUCAUUAUCCCAACAGAUCAAGUCGAAGAUGCUGGCGAGGAGGAGGAGCUCAGGCCGAGUGCCCUGCUUUGGACGUGCCCGCGGAGGAUUCCUUUCCGUGCCAGGUUGACCCAGAUUCAAUCGAGAAUGAGCCAACAAUUCGAUCUUCGCCAAGUCCUCGACAUUAAUCGUGCCGGAAAAUCAGCCGUGGAUGUGAUCCUACAUGGAUCACUGCACCACCGCGUCAUCAUCCUGUUGCCGGCGGUGCACACCUACUCGGUUCUAUUUCGGCUCUAUGCGCUCACCCCAGUCGCUGUGCGGGUGUCCGCGAUCAUCCUGAAGCUUCUCAGCGCUGGCUUCACCAAUGCAGUUUUCUUCACGACUACUGCAAAACAAGCUGUCCAAGGAUGCAACGAAGAAGACUUGAGCAUGGAGAGGGGCUUUGUGCGGAAGUUCUGGGUAGGCCUGCUUUCCGCAGUCCUUGGGGACCUCAUUGUCUUCGUCCUGCUGCUCAUCCAGAAUCCGAGCUCCAAGCCCGGAGAGGCGCCGCAAGAAAAGUCGGCGCGAUUGCGGGGCAAGCGGAUGUUGUACUGGGUGGCAUCAUCGUGCUACGCGGCCACCUGCAUUUGCUACAUAAUCCUGUUCCUGGCCAAUGUCCAGGCCGAGGAUGCGGUGAACUGGCUUGAAGCCAUGGGCAGCAGCCUUCUCAAGGACGCCGUCCUCAAGCCGACCCUGACGGCUCUUGGACUAGGCUUGUUCACUUCGCUGGUGCUUUGCUGCAGACCUGGGCUGAAGGAAAGUGUCCGGCGACAUUGGCUGAGGGGCGGCGAGACCGAGGAAGAAGGGAGGUCCGUGACUCUUGCACGAGGCAGGGGCACAUCGCAGCUGCAUCGCCCAAGCAUGAGACACCCGCGUCGAGGUCCAUGCCUCAUCGACACGGAGUAG